AUGCUGAGAGACGUUUUUUAUCAAUAUACCCUGAAUCAUAACACACGUAUAAAGACAUACGUGUUAAAUCUUGUGAGUAGCUUAUUGGUAUUUAGUAGUUUUAAUUGCACAGUUGAUCUUUUUAGGUUAUGACACGGGCUGUUAGGCUACUUUAGCCUAGCCUUACUCAUGGCUGAAAAACGUUGCAUUAGCUUGUUUUGGUUGUAGACACAUUGACCAGACCUCACUUCUACAACAAAAUACGCGAAAAUAUAUGAAUUGCACAUUUAGAAAUUAUAUAUAUAUAUAUCAACCAUAUAUAAAUAUGUCCCUACAAUUGUUAGCGGGUUCAGUUGACGUAUUUGCCCACUACUUGGAAAUAAAACUGAAACUACAAAAGUUGAUGAUUGUUUUCGUCAGUGAGGAGUAAAUAAAUGAUGUUGGUCACAUUAAUAUGCUACCAUUGUGAGUGCGCGCGUUAACUCAUCGUGUAGAUUUUUUGCGCAUUUUAUGUGAAAGUAAUUUCAUCACUUUUGCAAGGCUAGGCUAUCUGUCUGUCUGUCUGUCUAAUGUUGCGAACGAGUACGGUUAUAAGAAACUUGCACGCAGAAAUCCAUGUUUUUUGCCUGCAUAUAUUAUAAACUAAUUCGUUCAGGAGCCAGUCUGUGGGGGCCACUGAAGGAGCUAUGGGAGACAGUAGAUGGAGCUAUACUGAAGAGACAGCCAGAAACUGUCCACCUUCUGGAUCUGCAACUGAAGAAACACAAACCACAUUUUAUGUCACUCUUUAAGAAUGUGCCAAAGAGUGCAGAGCAGAGGGAAAAAGUACGCAAGGCCAGCACAGAAGGCAUCGCCAUUCAAGGACAUCAGGGUUCACGUCUUCUUCCAGAGACGCUCCUGACGGAGGCCUUUAUCCUCAGUGAUCUGUUUGACAUUGGAGAGUUAGCAGCUUUGGAGCUUCUCUUGGCAGGUCAACAACAACAGCCCCAUUUUCCAGGCCUGACACGAGGCCUAGUGGCUGUCUUGCUCUACUGGGAUGGAAGGCUUUGUGUGGCCAACUCUCUGCGCACACUCAUUCAGUCACGGCAUGGCAAGACCUUCACCCUGGAUUUAAAUGAAGAGCUGGUGGCUUUGACAACACGCUUUACAGAUGAGUUGAUGAGUCGAGGACUAACAAAACGCAUCCUUGCCUUGGUGUCAGAAAUAAAUGUGACACAGGAGUUUGAACGUCUGCAGAAAGAGCGUGGUUUGGGCAAUGAAAAGCACAGGAAAGAGGUCUCUGACUUGAUCAGAGAAUGUCGACAGGCACUAGCAGACAGCUUGUUUUGUUGGACUUGUCAGUCACCCUUGACUAAAGAUGACACCUUGGCUCUUAUUGGUCAUUUGGAGACAGUUACAGCUCAAGCUGAUGGUUCAUUGGACAGUGUGAGCCUGGCUCUAGUUAUGGCGCUGCUGUACUGCUUGGACGUCAGCUUUAUAGAGCAGGGAACUGAAGAUCGAGAAGAUCUUCUCCAGGCACUGCCGUUGCUCACAGAGAGGCAGUAUGUGUCUGCGGUGCACACUCGUCUAAUGGACGGACAACCAUGGAAGCUUCCAGGGCUGCAGGCUGUGUGUCGACUGGCUUGGGCUCUGUCUCUGAGAGUCCUUUCACAGCUGCCACAAGGCUCAGGCCUCGUUGAGUUCACCGAAGCAGACGAGUCUCUGGCUGAUCAGGCUCUGCUAGGAGACGUCUUCCUCUUUAUGAAGGAAGGAAUGUUGGGAUGUGAGGGUUUUGUCCAGGAAGAGUUUUAUAUCCGCCGCCUCCAUUCACUCAUCACAGACUUCCUGGCCCUCAUGCCAGUGAAGGUGAAGCAGCUUCGUAAUCGAGCCGAUGAGGAUGCCCGCCUGGUGCACAUGUCCCUACAGAUGGACGGUGAACUCCCGUCAUCGUUGCGGAAGGAUUUAGAUCAUCUCAUGGUUCUGAUCGGGGAGUUUUACAGUAACGAUCCGUUUGGCUUGGAGCUGGGUUUGGAGUUCUGGUGUCCCACAGAGUCUCUCCAGCACACCUCGCUGCAGGGGUCCUACCUGGGAAUGGCCCUGCAGCGGCCUCCUCAUAAACAGGUGGUUCUGUCCAAGUUUGUGCGUCAGAUGGGAGACCUCCUGCCCUCCACCCUGUACCUUUCUUAUCUCUGCAUGCUGAAAGGCCUCGCUAAUGGUCCACAGUGCGCUCAUUACUGCUUCAGUCUUCUUAAAACAAAUGGAGCUACACACAGCGACAACAUCCAAGGAGUGUCGGGCAGCCCGGUGUCCUGGGAGCAUUUUUUCCACUCCCUCAUGCUUUACCACGAAAACCUGCGACGGGAUCUCCCUAAUGCAGACUCCUCCCACUACCGCCACCCGCCUCUCAGGGGCAUCACACAGAGAGAGCUUGAAGGGCUGACUUCCUUUCUGCAGUUACUCACCACCAUCAUUUCCUGGAGUGAGAAUGCUCGUCUGGCCUUGUGUGAACAUCCCCAGUGGACCCCGGUGGUGGUGAUGUUGGGGCUGCUGCAGUGCAGCAUUCCACCCGUUUUAAAAGCUGAGCUCCUUCGGUCCCUGGCAGCCUUCGGGAAGUCACCAGAGAUCGCCGCUUCCCUGUGGCAGUCGCUGGAGUACACCCAGAUCCUUCAGACAGUUCGAGCGCCGGGUCAGAGGCAGGCAGCAGGAAUUGAGGUUGAGCUGAAUGAGAUCGAGUCCAGCUGUGAGGAGUACCCUCUGACGCGAGCCUUCUGCCAUCUGAUCAGCACGCUGGUGGAGAGCAGUGUGCCUCUUAAUCUGGGGGUGGGCCUUCGUGUCCCCGGCUUCCAGCCCUAUCUGAACUUUCUGCGUGAGUCUGUGUUUCUUCCCUUUCCCACAAGAGCGUACCGCCGUCCCGCUGAGAAGUGGGAGGUGGCCGACUCUGUCCUGGAGGUGUUCCACAAGCUGCUGCGGAGCUAUGAGCCGCAGCCAUCAGACUUCAUCCAGGAGACGGUGGAGCUGCAGGGCGAGCAGGUCCCCGCUGACAAGCCCCCCGGCCACAGCAUCAUGUUCCACCUGCUGAACGACUCGCCCAUGCUGGCUCUCUGCCUCAGCCUGCUGGAGGAAGGGGCUCGCCAGCUGGACACCUACGCACCCUUCCCUGGUAAAAAGCACCUGGAGUCAGCUGUGCUGCACUGCCUCCGACUUCUGGACCUGACUCUGCAGAAGGAAGUGGUGUUCAUGGAUCUUCUCAGGGAGAGCCAGGCCUCCAUGCUUGUGUCUCCGCUAGAGCAGCUCUUCCAGGGAGUCAGUCCUCAGACCCGACGAGCCGAUCACAUUGUCAACAUUGCCAGGUAUCUGUACCACAGCAGCUCCAACCCAGAAGCAGCUUUCCAGAGUGCUAAGAUUCUGCGGCGCAUCGCCACCUACCCCAACAUCCACGUACGGCUGGUGGGAGAUUUCACACACGACCAGGCUGUGAGCGAGAAGCUUUUGGCCGGCUUUGUGGAGUGUCUGGAUAAUGAAGAGGCAGAAGAAGGACCAGAAAAGGAAGAUGGUUCUCAACCAUCAGACUUGGACCAACAGAAGAAGAUGGCAAGAAUUCGGCACGAAACCCAGAUCCACAUCCUGAAUCUGCUCAUCACCUCCUUGGAGCUGAAGGCACCUAAUCUGGCUCUUUACCUUCUGGGUUAUGAGGUCAAGAAGCCCGUUUGUUCCACAAACCUCCAGGAUCCUGGCGUGUUGGGAUGUCCACGCAGCUGCCUACACGCCAUCCUGAGUCUGCUGCAGAGAGGCACUGAGAAGAGAUCAGGGCCUACCCUCACACAGGAAGCUCCUCACCUGGCGGAGCUCUGCUACCAGGUGAUCUACCAGCUGUGUGCCUGUCCAGACACAUCUGGACCCACCAUGCGCUAUCUGAGGACCAGUCAGGACUUCCUGUUCUCUCAUUUGCAGCACCUGCCCUUCAUCCUGUCAGGUAAUCCGAUCGCUGCCCUCUCCCAGAUGUCGUGGCUCAUGAAAACGGCUGCCAUCGAGCUGAGAGUGACCUCACUGAACCGCCAGCGUUCACACACACAACGUCUUGUCAGCCUUCUUCUGGAUGACCAGCCACACACCCAGCACACAGCUGACGGGGAAUCCGGCAUGGAAGAAGAAACCCGAUCAGUCAGCGCUUUUCUGCAUUUUGACUCCGCCUCCAAAGUGCGCAGGAAGCUGCUGAGUGUUCUGGACGCUAUCGACUUCAGUCAGGACCUGCCGGAGCUGCUGCAGUUGGACUUUUUUGAGCGUACUCAAAUAGAGCAGGUGAUCUCCAACUGUGAGCACGUUAAUGAGCAGGGCCACACUGUGUGCAACGUCAAGUUGCUUCACAGGGUGCUGGUGGCCGAGGUGAAUGCGCUACAAGGAAUGGCAGCAAUAGGACAACGGCCCCUGUUAAUGGAAGAGGUGAACUCCAUCCUGCAGCACGUGGUAGAACGCAACCGCGUUCGCCGCAGUCUGAGCGCAAAGCGACACGCGCUGCAGUCCUGGAGGAGCCUCGUGGAGACGCUGCUGACCGCCUGCCCAGCUGAUCUCAUACCUGCUGACGACAGGCAGCUCAUCAUCAGAGACUUGCUGCUGGAUCUGCAUGAUAAGGUUUUAUCGGAGGAUGCAGCAGGAGAGCUGAUGCCCAUUGUUGCUGGAGCGGUCUUCACCCUCACAGCUCAGCUCAGCCAGGCGGUGCUCUCCGAGCAGCAGCAGGGCUUGGGAUCUGAAACGUCUUCUGGCUUUGCGUCCAUUGCUAAUUCAUCCCUUCAUUUAAUCCUCCGCAAGCUGCUAGACUUCAUUCUGUGCACUGGAGGAGGAUACCAGCGUCUGCGCGCUCACCUGUAUGGCUCUCUGCUGUAUUACCUGCAAAUGGCUCAAAAGCCUGAGGAGCCAGACACUCUGCAGAAAGCUAGUAAAGCCAUGUGGGAGCGUCUCACUGCCCCUGAAGAUGGCUUCUCCAAGCUGCAGAGGGAGAAUCUGGCAAUAAUCGAAAGCUAUGGCAAGUCCCUCAUGGAGGUUGUGUGUAGGGAUGCCUGUGACGGCCACGAGAUAAGCAGGAUGCUGGCUUUGGCGGUUCUGGACCGUAUCCUGUCAAUAGACCGCCAGAAUCAGUGGCUGGUGUACGUGUGCAACAGCGGCUACCUGCGUUCUCUGGUGGAGAGCGUGAGACAGGACGACGCCGCCCUACAGAGCCUGCUGACCCCCCAGCCACCUCUCCUCAAACCACUCUACAUCUACGAGAGCAAGAUGGCUCUCCUCACCCGUGUGGCUAAAAGUGGUGAAGGAGCGGUGGAGCUGCUGCGCUGUGGCCUGGUGGCUCAGCUGAUCGAGUGUCAGGUGUUUGACAUGGUGCCCGAGAGCGAUUCCCUCAGGAUGACGAGGGAUCCAUCUGGCUUCGUACCGUCCCCUUUAGACCGCUACCGGCAGAUUCUUUUGCCGACCUUGAGGCUCUUUCAGGUGAUCCUGACGUCUACAUCCAUAAAUCACCAGCAGGGGGCAGCGCAGGUUCUCCAGUGGCUGAUCGUCCACGCGGACACCGUCCAGUCCCUGCUGCGCUGUCAGGAUCUCACCAUGGGAGCUCUGCAGGAACUCUCUCUGCUUACUGGCAUCAUCAGUAAAACUGCACUGCCAGGUGUCCUGGAGACGGGUGGAGAGCUCAACAGUGCUGCUCUCAUGGAGUUCCAGGGUCACAUUAACAGAUUCCAGCGUUUGUGUCUGGCGCUGCUGAGUCGCCUGGCAGGAGGGGAACGGGAGAGGUUGUUGAAGCAGGCGGAGAUUUCUGCACCUGCAGAUUCAGCCGAACACAGAGAGGAGAUGGAGGUGGCCAUGCUGCAGGUGUGUGCCAACAUCAUGGAGUACUGCCAGACUCUUCUGCUGCAGAGCUCUUCUCAGGCUCAGUUCAGCAUCUGCCUCUUCAGCCCGUCGGGCAGCGAACCGGCCGGCAGAGACGGCAGGCCCUCGGAUCUCUCGACUUCUCUGCCAUCGGUUGCCCAUUCGCGGGUCCCGAGCCUGGGCCUGGUCCUGUACCUGCUGAGGAACAGCGCUGCAGAUUUCUGCCAGUUCCACCAGAGCCACAAACACGGUCUGGCCAAGCUGCAGAUUCUGGACCAGCUGCCUCCAGAGGAGCUCAAAGAGCUGUGCCAAGGCCUGGUGUCCGGUCCAGGAGGGGUGGAGAAGAUCUCCUCAGUCCAGAGGAGCCUGCUAGCUAAAAGACGACUGGUCCAGCUGAUCAACAACAGAGCCAAGCUGCUGGCGUUAUGCUCCUAUGUGAUCGAGACCAGUUUAUUUGUGUUAUGGCGCCACCUGGAGUACUACCUGUUGUAUUGCACCCCCUCUGACCCUAGGGACUCCUUGUUGCCCGGAUCCAGUUUAUUCAGAUCCCGCCUCCCAGAUGAGUCCCUGGGGGGCCUGCAGGCCGGCGGCGGCCGUGGCCUUGGUCUGUCGAGAGUCAGCCAGCAAGAUCUGGACCUGCUGAAAGGUGACAUGGCGUCCGGAUUUGGCGAGACUCUGCAGAGGAAACUACUCGACAUAGAAAGCUCGUACAGUCAAGUCCGCUCUCGCUACACCUUCAUCCAGGCGCUGGUCCGCAGAAUACGCGGCUUGCUCCGACACGCUAAAGGCUGAUGUCAACAGAAGAUAAACGUCAGUUUAAACUGAUUCAUGCCCACCGGUCCAGAUCUUCUACGGGCCGUCGGGAUCGCUGUAGAGCUCCAGACGUCUCAUAUUCUAAUUAUGCCAACGAUUCUGUUUGAUAAACACCUGCGAUAGUUCUACCUGUUCAGAGGGAUUUCUAAUCUGAUGUUUUUUUUUCCUUUUUGUGAAAAUAAAAUUUUCUAAGUACUUGAAA
Nothobranchius furzeri (turquoise killifish) is the source of this 6826-nucleotide messenger RNA. RefSeq names its product nucleoporin 205 (gene nup205). Lineage: Eukaryota; Metazoa; Chordata; Actinopteri; Cyprinodontiformes; Nothobranchiidae. Gene Ontology annotation, molecular function: structural constituent of nuclear pore. Gene Ontology annotation, cellular component: nuclear pore; nuclear pore inner ring. The record is from RefSeq and is a predicted model, not a curated record. Gene Ontology annotation, biological process: nuclear pore organization.